Messenger RNA from Ceratitis capitata (Mediterranean fruit fly), 1263 nucleotides. RefSeq names its product 3'(2'),5'-bisphosphate nucleotidase 1. The transcript is spliced from 3 exons. Lineage: Eukaryota; Metazoa; Arthropoda; Insecta; Diptera; Tephritidae. Gene Ontology annotation, molecular function: 3'(2'),5'-bisphosphate nucleotidase activity. The record is from RefSeq and is a predicted model, not a curated record. The coding region runs from base 79 to 996 and encodes 305 amino acids. Gene Ontology annotation, biological process: phosphatidylinositol phosphate biosynthetic process.
GUUGUUUUCGUCACUCAUUUUUUAUAAGUGCAGAAAAAUAUUUAAUCAAAUUGAUAGAAAUUAAUAAUUAUUAAUACAAUGACAACACCUCAAGUGAUGCGCAUUAUGGCCUUGUCCAUUAACACUGCGGCGCGAGCCGGUUCAAUCAUAAGAGAUGUGAUGCAGCGAGGAAAUCUCGGUAUUGUUGAGAAAGAGGGUAAGGAUGAUCUACAAACUGAAGCUGAUCGUUCGGCGCAACAAUGUAUAAUUGCAUCUUUAUCCCGGAAAUUUCCUAAUCUUAAAAUCAUUGGCGAAGAAGGUGAUUCCAACUUAGAUGUAAAGCCGGAAUGGCUGGUUACAGAUGAAAACGAAGAAUUUCUAAAGAAUUGCUGCCCUGAGGAAUGGCGUGAAAUUAAAGAGGAAGAAUUCGUAGUGUGGGUAGACCCCUUAGACGGCACGUCCGAAUAUACUCAAGGCCUGUUAGAACAUGUGACUGUGCUUAUCGGUGUGGCAAUUAAAGAUCGCGCAGUUGGUGGUGUCAUAUACCAACCUUAUUAUAAACAAUCUAACGGAGAAAUAGGUAGAGCUAUUUGGGGUCUUAAAGGGCUAGGAACUGGUGGUUUUAAGCCCACUAGUCCUCCAAAAGGUCAAAUGAUUAUUACGACAACACGUUCGCAUUUAACGCCAUUGGUACAGCAAGCACUCGAUGCUCUCUCACCAACAGAAGUUAUCAAGGUGGGCGGCGCUGGAUACAAAGUACUACAAUUGCUUGAAGGCAGAGCACAUGCUUAUGUAUUUGCAAGUCCUGGUUGUAAACGUUGGGACACUUGCGCACCGGAAGCUGUGCUCGAAGCAUAUGGAGGCAUUCUAACUGAUCUAGCAGGUGUUCAUUACUCAUAUGCGGCUGAAGUAGAUUACAAAAAUCGAAUGGGUGUCCUAGCGACCGUUCCUGAACUGAAGCAUUCCGAUAUCGCUAAUCAAGUACCCAAGGAUAUUUUAGAUGCUUUGCGCUCAUAAAUACUUAAGAGGAAUUUCCUGAUUUCUUUUUUUUUUUAAAUUCCCCUAAAAGGUUAUGGAAAUCAUCAACAGCAAGUGAUAAGUAAUUGAUUUGUUUUUGAGCACAGGUGGAGCUCAUGUGUUUAUUAAAAAAAUAAUAACGUAACUGGUAAACUAAUUAGAAUAUGUUGACGAAAUUCUAAAAAUGCGCGAAAAUAAAUGCAAGCAGCGCAUGAUUUUACAUAAAAAUAGAUAAAUGCUAAUAAAUAUAGUUACGAUACUUAACUA